GAGAAUUCACGCCUCGAGUCUCUAAUUCGCGGCUUACAAGAGGCUGCCUUGAAGUCCUUGAAUAAGAAGGGCCCUAUGCCCAUGGAGGAUCAUACCAUUCGAGAUCAGCUGGAUGCGUUGCAGGAUCAGAUUCGCUGCUGGACAAGGAAAUACAGUGUCCCCGCUCUGGCCGAUCUGGACCAGAUUUCCGAGCCUUCCAAAACUGGAAUUCUGGACUCGUUAGAGGGUUUCUGUGCCACCACCUACUGGAGCUCGCUAGUGGAGAGCCUGGCAACCUGGAAAGACAGGAUCCCGGCUCUUCUCCUUCAAGCAUUGAUCGCCAAGGAUAUUCUUGCUCCAAUGUUCAGAGACCCAUUCUUUGUUUGGGAUGGAUUCAGUGAGCGGUCCGAUAUGUCUGGAGCGAUGAAAAUGAAAAACCUCUACGACACCAUGGAGCAAGCAGUCGACAAGGCAGAAGCCCAUGCAUGGCGCUCACACAUGCUGCGGAUCCUGUCGACUGACGCUCGACCUGGCAUGGAUCGACUGUCCGUGGAGGCCAGAAACAGGGAAAACAUGCUGAUAUCCAUGUUCCUAGAGUCAGAGGGCUUCGUGCACCUUUUACGCCCAACUAAUAAUGUCAAUGAGAUAGACGGGCGCUACAAAGAACUCGAAGCAUUGUACCAGAACGCAAGCGAUUUGGCGUUAUCACUAUGGAAGAUGGGUACCGAUAUGAACUAUGUCGACCAAAGCGAUACUCCCAAGUUCGAUAUUUCUAACACGAUGAUGUCUGCUCACCGGUUGCACAAAUUAGACGAGAACGACCAUAGGCUGGAUGGCAUGAAUGUCUUACUCUGUGUUCAGCCGGCGAUAGUGGCCUACGGAAGCGAGAAUGAAGAGCCCUAUGACCAACCCAAGGUGUGGGCGAGAUCAGUUAUGUUGAUUGAU
This is a messenger RNA of Aspergillus homomorphus CBS 101889, 924 nucleotides long. RefSeq lists its product as uncharacterized. Lineage: Eukaryota; Fungi; Ascomycota; Eurotiomycetes; Eurotiales; Aspergillaceae. The annotation marks the transcript as partial. The record is from RefSeq and is a predicted model, not a curated record. The transcript has 2 exons.